UAAAAAUAAAUGAUAACAAGAUUGAUUAUUUUAAUUGGUCAAUGUGUAUUUAGUAUCAACAAUAAAAAAUUAGAAAAAAAAUAAAUAUGUCUUUGGAGCAAACAGUGUGUGAAGAUUUAAAGGCAUUUGAGAGAAGGCUUACAGAGGUGAUAUCGAGUUUACAACCUUCAACACUCAGAUGGAGAAUACUUUUAGGUUUUGUAUCAAUUUGCACAGCUGUUGGAGCUUGGCAUUGGCUUACAGAUCCAAACACAUCAGCUGUUUCAUUUACUCAGAGUCUGUAUAAUCAUCCAAUUUUUGCAUUAGCAAGUAUUUUAUUAGUUAUAUUAUUCAUGUUAGGUGUUCAUAGAAGAGUUAUUGCACCAAGUAUCAUAACACAAAGAGCUCGUAAUGUUUUGGGUGAUUUUAACAUGAGUUGUGAUGAUACUGGUAAAUUAAUAUUGAAACCAACGAGACCUCAACAUCCACAUGAAACUUGAAUAAUAAAUUAUUAUUACUAUAGCAAUAUAAUUUAUAUUACCAAUGGAAUUAUUGCUACCAUUACAUUGGUAGAUUGAAUUUAUUUUUUAAAUAAGAAAAUAAAAGAAAAAAUUAUAAAUAUAUUUGCAAAAAAAUAAAAUAAAAAUAACUUGGUAAUCAAGACAAGCCAUGUGGUUUAUUUGUUAAUUGCAAGUAAAAAUUUCGACAAAAAUAAAAUAUGUAAUUAGUUAGGGUAAUAUGAAUAAAAUGAUAAUUAAUUGUUAA
Messenger RNA from Aphidius gifuensis, 744 nucleotides. RefSeq names its product nuclear envelope phosphatase-regulatory subunit 1 homolog (gene Cnep1r2). The record is from RefSeq and is a predicted model, not a curated record. The transcript has 4 exons. Lineage: Eukaryota; Metazoa; Arthropoda; Insecta; Hymenoptera; Braconidae. Gene Ontology annotation, cellular component: cytoplasm; Nem1-Spo7 phosphatase complex. The coding region runs from base 87 to 479 and encodes 130 amino acids.